UGCUAUUAAUCAACUUUUUUUUGGUACGCGGGAUCCAGACCUAUAAAACUAGUUGUGCACAAGUGCAACAGAGUGUAUAUAAACACUAGGAUAACAUUUUUGGAAUUAUUAGUAAUUUGAGCUCGAAUAGUACUCGUAUCCCCAUCGAUAACCAUUAUCUGGUGUUUUACAUAGAUAAUAACAAAUAACAAUCAUGAUUUUUAAAGUAUUUUUGUUUGCGUUGUUCGUAGCAGUGGUAAUGGCGGAACAAACUGCAGAAGAGGCAUGGCCACAAUAUAAGAAAGAUUUCAACAGGUCGUACGACGCCGCUGAAGAUGCCGAAAGGUUCGCCAUAUUCAAGGAAAAGUACAACCAAAUACAAGAACAAAACAGGCAAUACGCAGCUGGUAAAUCAACAUGGACAGCAGGAGUGAACGACUUUACUGACAGAAAACCCGAAGAACUUAAACACCUCCAUGGUAUCAGGGUUCCUGAGGGAAACGCCGCUGGACUCCAUUAACCUAUUACUACCUGAAUGUUUUAUACCUGAAAUAAAGUGAUCAAUUUCGA
Messenger RNA from Diabrotica virgifera virgifera (western corn rootworm), 549 nucleotides. Its product is annotated as cathepsin L-like proteinase. Bases 194 to 499 code for a protein of 101 amino acids. The transcript has 2 exons. NCBI's taxonomy places the organism in Eukaryota, Metazoa, Arthropoda, Insecta, Coleoptera, Chrysomelidae. The record is from RefSeq and is a predicted model, not a curated record.